CACGCAACGUGUGCACUUCCUUCUUGCGUUCGCGCCCGGAAUGUGAUUCCGAAACCACCAGAUUUCCAGCAACGAGGAAGAAGUCCAAGAAGAAGGGCCGGACAUUGACUGCUUGUCAAACCCAGCUCCGUAUCGGAGCGUGCAAGCAGUACGUAGACGGCUCAGGUUCUCACAACUAUCGUCAUUUUCCAGGUAGACCUGGAAGUGGUGAGGAGAACGGGGUGCUAAGAAGCUAAGGUCGUCAGCCUGAACCUACCAUGGACCUUCAAAUGUUACUCUUGUCCGUGCUGGCAUUCGUGGCCGGCAUGCGAACAGCGCACGCGAGUUGCCUUGAUACGGAAGCAAACUGCUUCGCACCUACGACGAAUCAGGCUCCGUUCGCCACUGCCACUGCCACUGAAACAUGCGGCAUCGAGCUGGGAACGGAAAUGUACAGUUUUGGCGGCCUUCAAAUCGGAGGUCCCAUCCCACCCCAGAGCGGGUUUACGUGUGAUGCGUCGCUGCCGAAUUUCGCGCACAACGUUACCUCGCUGAACGACGGCAACGUCUCGUCGUGGUGGCAGGGACCGCAUAACAGGCGCGUGAACGCCCUGCGACUGAACUGGCCGAAUGGGUUCUUCAUGACCAGCAUCGCGAUCGAGCACCGCAGUGUCCGGCCGAGUCGUGCUACGCUGGAGUAUUCCACUGACAACGGGCUAACCUGGUCUGUCUACAACUUCUACGCCAGAAAUUGCCGGUCGCCGUCCAAUGGCUUUCCACUGGUACCAGAAGUCGACAUAAACAACUUACCGCAAGAUACAUCAACAGUAUGCUACGAACAGGAGUCAGGAACAAAUCCCGAAGACCGUGGACAGGUGACCUUCACCCCAGAGUCGCGCAUCGGACAGAGUCGCUUCACCAACGUCACGCUGAUUGAGAACUAUGUGGUGAUAACAAAUCUACGCUAUGACCUCUCCGUGCUCUUUACCCUGUCCGAGGUGCCCGAAAACGCCCGUGGAACGGAGGAGGCAAUGCGCUACUACUACGGAGUGUACGAGUGGGUUGUCAACGGAACCUGCCACUGCUAUGGCCACUCGAACAACUGUACGGCGCUGGCUGGCGAUACACCGGGGUUCCAGUCCGGUUGCAACUGUGCUCACAACACAAUGGGAGCAAACUGCGAGCAGUGCCUGCCGCUGUUCAACAACCGCACAUGGCUGCCAGGAACGGACACACAGGCAAAUGCUUGCGAAGAGUGCAAUUGCAACAACCAUGCCGUGUCGUGUACGUUCAACGCCGCGCUCGGCCAAGGGGUCUGCAACAACUGUACGGACAACACGGUGGGAAACAACUGUGAGGCCUGCGCGUCUAACUUCUUCGAGAACAUGGCCGUGCCGAGGACCGAUCCCAACUUCUGCCUGCCAUGCGGCUGUGACCCGAUCGGAACGCUGGAGAACACGGCUUGCAACUCCACUGGCCAAUGCCAGUGCCAGGCGAACGUGAUCAACCGACCGUGCAGCGAGUGCGCGGACGGUUUCUUCAACCUGACGAUUGACAACCAGCUGGGAUGCGAGCCAUGUCUGUGCAACGAAGCCGGCUCGGAAAACCUGAUUUGUGACAAGGAUAACAUUGGCCAGUGCCUGUGCAAAGCCAACGUCCACCAGCGCAUGUGUGAUCAGUGCAUGGACGGUUUCUUCAACUUGACGGCAGACAAUCCGCUGGGUUGCCUGCCAUGCGAGUGUGACUGUGGCGGCUCCACAACACCGAUCUGUGACAAGCAAACUGGGCAGUGUAUGUGUGUUCCUUUCGUCACCGGCCGCCAGUGCACACGUCCAGUAGACCAAUACUACUUUCCGGAUUUCGACUGGCUGCGCAUUGAAAUGGAAGACUUCCAGCUACCAAUGAUGGCAGAAAUCAUCCGCAUGGAGAAUCCCUUCCCGGCGAACAACUUCACUGGCCAAGGCGUCGUCAACUUCCCUGCUGGCGCCAAUCAAGCGUUAUAUCCACGACCGACACGGACCAUCCCGACGCCCGGCCAAUACCAAGGUGUUACAUGCCUGCCUACGGCGACAAACAGCCAAAUAAAUCCCGCCGUCGAUCCAUCACAAAUUGCACUCACCAUAACCGGCCCAGUGACGGUGGAUUCGUGCACCCUUCAUGUGUCACCUAACCUCUUCAUAGGCACGUGCCUAGUUGGUGACAUCUUCCUUCCCACAUUUAGCCAGCCAACUCUGGAUCUCCUUACAUUGUGCCAAAACCAUCGCAUCUCUCAGCUGACUUCGUGUGAGCAGGCGUUUGAUCCACGCUGCGAGUCCAUCACCUUCACCACCAUGAUGGAUCUGUGGGAAAGCGCCCUGCCUUGCACCUGUGACGGUGUUGGCUCAUCCAAUAACACGUGCAAACAGUACGGUGGCCAGUGUUUCUGCCAGCCCAACGUCCAAGGCAGAACGUGUGACGAGUGCGUGCCUGGCUUCUUUGGAUUCAGCAACACUGGAUGUCAACCAUGCGAGUGUGUGGUGGAAGGUAGAGUUGAUAAUCUCUGUAGCCCAACGGACGGACAGUGUAACUGCUUGCCCAACGUUGCUGAACGGGACUGCCGCCGAUGCGAGACCAACUUCUUCGACUUCGGCAAUGCAGCUGGUUGCUCACCGUGCGAAUGCAAUCCUGACUUCAGCACUAGUCUCCAGUGCAACAACACGGGCGUGUGCACAUGCUUGCCCGGCGUCGGCGGGGAAAAGUGCACCGAAUGCUUGCCGGGAUUCCACUCCAUCAUGCCCGGCAUUGGAUGCACUCCAUGCACGUGCGACCUGCGCGGCACUCAGGAAGGACGUACGUGCGACAACGUCACGGGACUGUGUCCAUGCAAGGAGAACACGAUGAACGCAAACUGCUCAGAAUGCCGGCCAGGAACUUACGGCUUGAGUUUCACCGCUCCUCAAGGCUGUUUUGACUGCCUGUGUUCGAACAAGUCGUCGGAGUGCAUGGCCGCAUCCGGCUACCGCCUUAGCACGUUUGUUGAGAAUUUCGAGAACGAUGUGGCUGGAUUUGUGGCAAGCGACCCAAGCGUGGGUAUUGCUCAGAAUACGGGUGACGGCGAAACAUUCAUCACAUCCCUGAUAACUAACCUCUUCCCACCACUCAAUCCGGACAUUUUCUAUAAUGCCGGUGCCGGUGAAUUCUUGGGAGACUUAUCUCGAUCCUUGGGCCACCGUCUGACGUUCACACUUCUCGUGCAAAUUAGCACUGGUGCACCGAACGAAGUGAUCGUUCCCUUACCAGCAGGUACACUGAUUGAUGUGCUACGCAUCGAAACCGACCUUCCUGGAGUGUCCCCUAUCGUUGCUGCCAUAGAGGCGCCUAUGGUUGAUACUGCAGCUGAAAUCUCCAUUCCCCUGUACACAGGCGACAUCAUGCGCGUGGGAAGUGUGAACGGCCCUCUGGCCACAUUGCAGGAGAUCCGUGCUGUUCUGCAGCGCGUGACACGACUGGGUAUCCGUAUGACCGGAUACGUGGCACCUUUCCCGGGUCAAAACUUCGGAUCGGUCACACUGUUUAAUGUGACGCUCGGUAGGGCAGUGCUGAGCAGUGAUAUGUCACUGCCUGAGGUGCAGAGCGUCGAGGACUGUGCCUGCCCGGCGGCUUACAUGGGCCUGAGCUGUGAGCAGUGUCGCGUUGACACGCACACUCGUGACUUUGACCUGCGUGGUCUGACUGGCACCGCUGAGAAUGUGUUCGACGUCUGCGUCCCCUGCAUGUGCAACUCCCACUCCGUGUCCUGCAGUCAGAUCGAGGGAAUCUGCAACAACUGCGGCGAUAACACAGAAGGUGAUCAUUGUGAGAAUUGCAGCGACAUGUUCUUUGGCGAUGCCACGACUUCAGUCACGGCCUGUCAGCCAUGUGCCUGUGACAUGAUCGGAUCAGCUAACAAUUCCUGUAACCGGAUGGAUGGCCAGUGCCCGUGUCAGCCAAACAUUAUCAAUCGCCAGUGCACGGAAUGUCGCAACACCACGUUUGGCUUCUCAGCAGCUGGAUGCAUGAGCUGUGGCUGCAACGUCAAUGCCACAAUGAUGAACACGUGUAUCGGCGGACAGGACGGCGACUGUAUCUGCAGUCAGGUGGAUGGACAGUGCGAUUGCCAGGACAAUGUUGAGGGCCGUACAUGUACAGACUGUGCAUUCGGCACCUUCGGAAUCGCUCCGGCCUGUGUCGUCUGCCACCCAUGCUUUGAGCUGUGGUUCGACAUAAUCCAGCGACUGUCGGUCAUGGUCGAGUUCCAGGACAAUCGCACGACGGACGCGCUGUUGCGUGCGUUCGGCGGCUUGUCCGCGAUGGAUAUCAUGGACCGUCUGAACCAGAUCAGAAUGAAGCUGGACCAGUCGGAGGCGCGCAUCAAUGAGCGUGAUGACAUUGAGCUGGAUGGCUUGCUGAGCACCCUGGAGUCGGCUUACCAGACUGUCUUGGCCAGCUUCACCUCGGCCAGCACGGACAUUGACCAGGUUGAGGAGUCUCUGAACUUCUCGCUGUCGCGUCUGCCGUUCAUUGAGAACUUCACCGGUGCGGUGACCGUGUUUGACGGCACGGUUAUCACGGCUGAAGAGCUUGAUCAGCUGAGUCGUGUACAGAACAUGAUGGCUAUCAACGUCACCAGCACUGCUAACAGGGAGAACAUGCUGCUGCAGGAUGUGGCCGCUCAGGCCAAUGUGUCCGUGCAGUCGGCACGCGAGAGCCAGCGCAUCGUAGCUGCUGCCCUGGCCAGCGCCCAGAGCACACUGGCCGGUGUUCCUGGCCUGGAAGCGCUGCACGCAGAGUACCGCGCUCUGUACCAGGCAAACGAAGCCUACAUCGGCAUGAGCACAACGGCGGUGGAGAACCUGGAGGCAUACUCCAUGAAUGCUACCAGUAUCAUCACGAUGGCCUAUCAAGUUGUGACCGCAGCCAAUUCCACCGCCUACAUGGCCAGAGUGCAGGCUGCAAGUCGCCUGGUCGAGGCACAGCAGCUCGCCGCCAACGUAUUGAGCAUAGCCAUUCUGGCCAACGCCACGUACGAGAGCGCCGCCAACGGUUCACGUGCUGCCAGCGCCGUGCAGGCCGCAGCCUUCGACGCCUAUCAGCGCGCCAACACCAACUUGAACGAGCUGGCCAGCAUCAAUGCCACCUUGCAGGGCGCGUACAUGAGCCUGCAGCAGGCCCGGGACGCUGCACAGGCCGUGCGUGACCUGCAAACGCCCACCGUGGACGACGUGGAGCUGGUGCGCAACCUGAGCGAGCAGAUCAACGCCAGCAUCGUGCCGCAGAGCGAGAUCGACCGUGUCCUGGCCGACGCUCGAGAUGCUCUGAUGCAGGCCGAGGAAAUCCUCGCUGUGGUCCAAGCCGCAUACAACACGAGUCAAAUUGCCUACGACAUGGUGGCCGAGAUCCAGACCGUGCUGCAGCAGGUUACCAUGUACACUGAAAACGUCAAUGAGUACAUCAACCGUGCUCGCACCUACAUCCAGCAAGCCAACGAUACACUGCAGCAGACGCGCCAAGCAGCGUAUGAUUUAGUGAGCCUGACAAACGAGCUCCGCGAUGUGGUGAACAACGAGGCCCGACCCGACCUGGAAGCCACUCUCACCUGCCAGUCUGCUGUGACCAAUGUGUUGCAAGAGGCGCUCGCCACGGCUACAAGGCUGUGCUCCAUCGAAGGGCCAAUCCUGCAGUCGGAGGUGGAGUCGGCAGAGGCCAACGUCGCAGCGCUGCAAGCCCAGGCCACGGCGCGCUACAGCGAGGUUGCCAGCACACAAGACCUGGUGGUCAACGCCACGCAGGCUGCUGACAACGUGCGCGCAGCACUCGAUGCCCGCCCCAGCGCCAGUGCUGUCACCGCCCUUCUGACCGAGUACAUACAGCUGCAGAUGGAGAUCCAGUCAUCGCAGACACGCGCAGUCAUGUUUGAAUCUCAGCUGGAUAGCAUCGUUGCCGCCUUUGAGCAAUUGUCGCUGCGGUGUCCGGCAUAGAGUUAGUCGCUUGGCCGUUGAUCCCCGUCUCUUGCCGAAUUCUCGAGGCUGCUUGCUGCGAUGUUGCCAGUACGUGCGCAAUGCCUCUACUGUGUGUGCGUGUGCGAGAAGUUAGGUAGGUGAUCGCACGAUACACGCUCUCUACGAACCACCUCUCUAACUCUGGCUUGGCAGUAAAUUCGUAGUGGGGAUUGUAUUAUGACCGUAAUAUUUUUGGGAGGUACGGUUGUUGAUGCUACCUGGCUUCUGUAUCACAGGAUAACUUUGCAAGCACCACCGUCGUAUACCUAUACUAGUGCAGGCACUUGCAUCGCGUUCUCUCGUCUUCUCACAGCUUCCUUCUCCUCCCCUGCUCAUCAUAACAGUAUGCAUGAACUGUAAUCUUAAAGCACAUUUCUCCCUUGCACGUAUUUCCGUAGAUAAAGUUAGUGUCCAACGGCAAGAUAAGGAUUAAGAUUGCAUUCGUGACGCGGUCGGCGGCUACCUUCCGUUGGCAUGGCACCCCUGACUAGGCAGUACAUGCACUGUCUGUGAUGGUUGUGAGUAGUAAGUUGGCCGUGGCUCUUUCCCAGUAGUUUGCUAUGGUGCGGUUUCUGCGAGUGUCUUUUCUUGCAGCGGCAGCCAAUUCCCAAGGCCUGCUUGAUUGUUUUCUCACAAAAUCUUCUAAUUUUGAUAUUGUCAGCAGACCCUGA
Messenger RNA from Sycon ciliatum, 6667 nucleotides. Its product is annotated as laminin subunit alpha-2-like. Bases 258 to 5975 code for a protein of 1905 amino acids. The transcript has 30 exons. Gene Ontology annotation, biological process: animal organ morphogenesis; tissue development. NCBI's taxonomy places the organism in Eukaryota, Metazoa, Porifera, Calcarea, Leucosolenida, Sycettidae. The record is from RefSeq and is a predicted model, not a curated record.